Molecule: messenger RNA, 1086 nt
Organism: Yarrowia lipolytica CLIB122
Lineage: Eukaryota; Fungi; Ascomycota; Dipodascomycetes; Dipodascales
Source: RefSeq, a predicted model, not a curated record
AUGUCUUCCGAAUUCCAAGAACUAAUCGAAUUUCUGCACUCCGACCACCCUGCCGUCAAGCAGGUUGCUCUACAGUCCCUCGUGGGCUACUCACAGGGCCAUGCCGAGCAGUUCAAGGCCAACGACUACCAGGGAGUCAAGGAUCUGGUGGCCACCGUCAUGCUGGGCACCCCCAGAGUCAAUGUGGAGAACGCUCUGACCAUUCUCAUCAACCUAUGCGAUGACAGAGACAUUCUCGACAUGCUGGCGUCCAACUCCAUGUUCGUAGCCAUGAUUGCCUGCGAGAUUUGCGAUCUCGAGAACAAGCAGGCCGAUCUGUGCUGUAUGCUGCUAGCCAACCUGGCCAAGGACGACCACAUUGUGUCCAUCUUCGACGCCACCAAGAAGCUCAAGAACACGGAGGUGUUCAAGUCGGAAAAGCUCAUCGAUUCGCUCAUGGACUGCUUUGUCAAGGGCGCUACCGGCAAGCUCAACCUCUUCUCCAACUUCGACUACCUGGCCUUUUUCUUUGCCGAUCUGUCGCGAUUCCGACGAGGUCGAGACUACUUUGUCACUGAGCAGCCCUACGAUGGUCUGUUCCCCAUCCAGAAGCUGCUGCCCUUCACCGAGUUUGUGGACUCGCGAAUCCGACGAGAAGGUGUUGCUUCUACAAUCAAAAACUCGCUGUUUGACACCGACAAGCACUCCAAGUUUGUGCUUGACCCCGAAAUCAACCUGCUGCCCUUCAUCAUGCUGCCCCUGGCGGGCCCUGAGGACCUAGAGGACCCCGAAGAGAUCUUUGAUCUGCCCGAAGAGCUGCAGCUGCUGACGCCCGACAAGCGACGAGAGGAGGAUCUCGACAUCAUGUGCACUCAUCUGGAGUCUCUGCUGCUGCUGACCACUUCGCGGGAGAUGCGAGAGUACAUGCGAACCAAAUCCGUCUACCCUAUUGUUCGAGAGCUGCAUAAGAACCACGACGACCAGACCAUCCAGGAGCGAUGCGACCGAGUUGUGCAGAUGCUCAUGCGGGACGAGCCCAAGGAGGCUGGAGAUGAUGCCAAGGUGAAGGAGGUUGACUCUGAUGAUGAGGUUGUCGAGGUGAUUUAA